Molecule: messenger RNA, 789 nt
Organism: Parasteatoda tepidariorum (common house spider)
Lineage: Eukaryota; Metazoa; Arthropoda; Arachnida; Araneae; Theridiidae
Source: RefSeq, a predicted model, not a curated record
AUGGAUGGGAUCAAACUUAAAAAAAGACUAUCUGGUGCACAGAAAAAGAAACUUGCCCGAGAAAAGAAGAUGGCUGAAGGUACCUGGGUAGAAAAACCCAAACCAAAGCAGAGAGGCGAGAAAAGACAAAGCCAAAGGAUGGAACAAGAUGUAGCCCCAAAGGCUGCCAGGAAAGAAGGACCUGAAGGUAUAACCUUUAAGGAAGCUCUAACCGCAGUUAAAAUGGCUGUGAUUCUUGAAGGACAUCCUCUUGAGCGCUUAUCCGAAGAACAGGCCCUAGACCUUGAGUUCUUGAUAACUGAAAAAAUUUCUAGAAAUGAAGAGGGUUUUGUCCCCACUUUUCUUUCUUGCAGACUAGAAAAUGGGGCACUUAUCAUCAAUUGUGCAGAUCUGGGGAGCUCUAAGUGGCUGGAACAGAUUGUAGUUGAGAUAAACCCAUGGCAGGAGCAAACUCUCUUGGUAGGAGAGGCAAGGAAACUUGUCAGAACUACUAAGAUCAUUGCUAAACUGCCGAAAGUCUGUAGUAAACUGGAGUCCAAAGAGGUUCUGAGAAAGAUUGAGGCACAAAAUGGUGGGCUUACUCCAACCGAAUGGAACAUACUUCAUCGGAAGAAUGAACCAUCAGGACAGACCAUCGUCCUUAGCGUGUCUGAACUGGAUGCGACUACUCUUGGCAAAAGGGGAUAUAAAUUUUAUAUCGGACUUCACCAAGUUCAAGCCAAAGUCCUAGACAAACCUUCCAAAACUGAUAAGGGUGAAGGUUCUUCAAGCCAACAUCCACCGCAGUAG